CUUUUGGAUAGACGUUAGUUAGCAGUAUAAGGCCAGUACAGAACGGAACGGUCUAGCGGUCUUUUGGCUAGACGUUAGCUAGCUAACAGUCUCAACAAAUGACACUCGCCAGGAUGCCAGAGAAACAACGCCCGUCGACCGCCAGCACCAUGUGCCUGGUGCUGAAGCCGCGGCAGGAGGACUACCGGUACGUCUGCCACCUGUCUGGCAGCGAGAACGAGCGGGCCGCCUACCGGAAGAACCGCGUCAUCCAGAUGCGGCUGAGCACUUACCUGGCCGAGGUGUGCCUCCAGGAGAAGAGCUCUGCCAGACUUUUCAAGACGGCCGAGCACAGAUUCCUGCAAGAAGCCGCCAAACGUUCUACCAUCCCGAGGUCGGCCAUCAUGUUGCAACAGUUACGUCACAGCAGUACUAGACCUGCUCCAACUUUACCACACUUGCUUGCCAACGACGUCACGACUAAAAACCAGACCAAUGGGUUCAGGGAUACGGCUGAGCAUGUGACUUCAUUCGACCAAUCAGCUUCCAGUUUUAGUCCUAACGAGAACUACACGAGUUAUGUCAUGCGCAGAAGCACUCCUGUGCUGAUAGCUAGCGCGGUGCGGAGACGUGGUCUCGCUAAAGACGAGAUGUCAGAGCGAGACGAUAGCCCUACACCAUUCUACACCAGUAGACCGCACAGUGUGCUACAACCCAUCCGUCCCUCACAGCCGUUAGGUGAGGUAGGUCAGUCUACCGUGGCCGGUGAUGGGGCAGUUGGGGAUCAACGACCUGAGGACUCGACUGCAAUACAACCUGAUAUCGCACCAACGGAUGGUGCGGUUAGUGCCAAGCAGUGCACACCCAGCACUGCUGAACACACCUCAAGCACAUGUGAGCACACCACUAGCCACACACCAGACUACACAAUCAAAGUAUAUGAGAGCGGCACGCUACAUAAAGAGUUUCCUCAACGCCAACUAACUCUUAUCCAAAGCAAAUCAAACAGACCCCUAAACGAUAACCAGUACCCAGAUGUAUUAUCUGGGAAUUACAACGUCAUUCAGACAGAAGAUGACAUUGAAUAUUUAGAAACAGCCUUGAACUUUGACUUAGAAUUAAAUGAGAUCGCCCAGGACGAUUUUGUCGAAAAACGCGAAUCCCAAAAUCCUAAAGAGUCGCCGUACAUUGAGGGUAAAGCAACAAUACACAGCAAGCACGUUUCCCGCCCAAAGUUGAAAUAUGUACACGCUCCUCUGGCGCCCCUCCGCCACAACAUCACCAGCGUUCUGCGUCAGGAGCGGAGCAAGUACGAAGCGAGUCAGUUGAGGAUCCAGCAGUACCUCCAUAACAUGCCGCCUAUGGAUAGAUGA
Messenger RNA from Physella acuta, 1352 nucleotides. RefSeq lists its product as uncharacterized. The record is from RefSeq and is a predicted model, not a curated record. Lineage: Eukaryota; Metazoa; Mollusca; Gastropoda; Physidae.